AUGGUGGUCAUAGAUAAAAAAAACUGUCAUGCUGUGCCCUUUGCAUCAUUCCAAAUUAAUCCGGUUCCAGAAUAUGAUGAAAUUACUGAACUGAUCCCUCAACUGUAUAUUUGUGGUGCAAGCUCAUUGACUUUGAAUAAUAUGAACAAAUAUAAUAUUUCAUUAAUUAUAAAUGCCACUACUGAGGUACCUAGUGUACGAUCUCUUGGAUCAAUACCACGAAUAAAAUUAUGGCUAGAUGAUACACCAUCAACUAACAUUUAUCAACAUUUCGAUUUUAUUAGCGACCAGAUUGAAACAGUGAUAUCAAGUGGUGGUAAUGUAUUGGUGCACUGUAUGGCCGGGGUAUCGCGAUCUGCUACUAUUUGCCUUGCCUUUCUCACUAAAUUCUGCUGCAAAUCACUAAGGCAGGCCUAUCAACUAAUGGCUCAAAAACGGCCAUUUGUCAGGCCUAAUAUCGGAUUUUGGCGUCAACUCAUCAUUUACGAAGAUGAAGUGAAGAAUGGUGUUACAUCGGUGAAUUUUGUUCGAAGUAGAGAAGAUCCAGAAAAUGUUUUGCCGGAUGUCUAUCUACAAACGUUUGUUGAAUCAUGCAGAGGGUGGCGGUUUUCCAGUGAUAAACAGAAAUUUCAACCGAUAUUGGAAACGGUGUCGGAAAGCACUGAAGUACGAGCUUAA
This is a messenger RNA of Brugia malayi, 678 nucleotides long. RefSeq lists its product as uncharacterized. Gene Ontology annotation, cellular component: cytoplasm. Gene Ontology annotation, biological process: protein dephosphorylation. NCBI's taxonomy places the organism in Eukaryota, Metazoa, Nematoda, Chromadorea, Rhabditida, Onchocercidae. Gene Ontology annotation, molecular function: protein tyrosine/serine/threonine phosphatase activity. The coding region runs from base 1 to 678 and encodes 225 amino acids. The record is from RefSeq and is a predicted model, not a curated record. The transcript has 5 exons.